Messenger RNA from Syngnathus acus (greater pipefish), 1958 nucleotides. RefSeq names its product t-complex 11, testis-specific-like 1 (gene tcp11l1). The transcript is spliced from 10 exons. Lineage: Eukaryota; Metazoa; Chordata; Actinopteri; Syngnathiformes; Syngnathidae. The coding region runs from base 287 to 1744 and encodes 485 amino acids. The record is from RefSeq and is a predicted model, not a curated record. Gene Ontology annotation, biological process: signal transduction.
AUCACGCUUCGAUACGCGCCUCACUUCCCGGAUUUCUCGACACACGCCCAGAAUCUUCGGCACAAACCUGCGCAUCACUCGUUAAAAUCUGUUUUUCGAUGAAACAAAGAGCCCUCUGUGUAAAAUAGGUUAUACGACCAUUGAGCGUAUACAUAUUUCUGUCACAGCAGUAGACUUGAAGGAGCAGCUGCAUCUCCGCUGUGUUGUUGUUGCUAUAAAAUUGGAGCUCGAGCUAAAUUGAACGGCUCAUAGAAUUACAAGAGACAACUGACCAUAAGACCCGAGCAUGUCAAAUGAGGCUGACCACAUCGAGAGUGGAGCAGACAAGGAUACUUCUGAGCAGUCCGUGACACCAAGUCCACACAGAGGAAGCGCUCCACAAGCCAGCCCACCCAGGAUUGUGUCUGCGGAAGACAUAAUGGAAACAGCAAAAGGAGUCACCAAUAUGGUUUUGGCCCACGAAAUCAUGGUUAACCAGUCUUUUCAAGUCAAACCGCCAGAGCUUCCUGAAGGAAGUUUGGAGCGCAAAGUAAAAGAGAUUGUUCACCAGGCAUUCUGGGAUUAUCUGGAAGCUCAGUUAAAGGAAGAUCCACCGCAGUAUGGCCAUGUUAUCCAACAGCUGGCUGAAAUUAAAGAGACGUUGCUAUCUUUCUUGCUGCCGGGCCAUAGUCACUUACGGUCCCAAAUUGAAGCGGUUCUUGACCUGACUCUAAUCCAGCAGCAGGCGGAGAAACAAGCACUGGACGUUGGUGCUCUUUCCAAUUUCAUUAUCGAGAUGAUGGGAUCGCUUUGUGCCCCCUGUAGGGAUGACGAUGUCAGUAAACUGAAGGAGAUCACCGAAUUUGUCCCGUUGCUCAAGGCCAUAUUAUCUCUGUUGGACCUAAUGAAGUUGGACAUGGCUAACUUUGCUGUAAGCUCCAUCAGGCCUCAUCUGAUGCAGCAGUCAGUAGAGUAUGAGAGAAACAAGUUCCAGGAGUUUUUGGACAAACAGCCUAAUGCUUUGGACUACACAGAAAAGUGGCUUAAGGACACAUUGGAGAACAUGAGACAGGUUUCUUCUACUGCUGCCUCUUCUGCUCCUCCUGCUAUCCUCCCUGCUAAUGUCCAUAAUCAAGCAUAUUUGCGACUACUUAAAUGGGAACACCUCUCAGAGCCCUUCCCCGAGACAAUGUUGAUGGAUCAGACUCGAUUCCAGGAAAUGCAGCAGAUGACUGAAAAAUUGGUUUUGCUUUCAUCGAUAUUACUCAUUGUUUACACCACCACGGGAGAAGCCAUUUCAGGCCUUCCGGGUCUCAUGGAGAUGCUUAAAAACACUGUUCACGCCAUGCUUGCUGACAUGCACACACUGUCUUUCAAUCUUCAAGAGACCCUUGUGACCACUGGGGAGAAACUGUGCAUGGAGCUAAAUCAAUGUUUAACCAAGCAUGGCUACACUACAUUAUCUACCGACCAAAAAAACACUCUGAUGGGGCAAAUCUCAGCCACCACCCACCCAGAAAACACAGUCCGUCAGUUGAUGGACUCUCGGGUUCAGAGCUACCUGUUGGCUACUCUGGAGUGCAGUCAACACAAGACCCCUCUUCCUAUACCUGGAGGUCUUGCACCCAUCUCCAAGGAGCUAAAAGAACUCUCUGUUCGCUUAAGUUGUCUCGUCAAUUUCAACAAGCUUGUCUUCUCCCCGUUCUACCAAAAGAUUCUCCAAAAGUGCUUCUCAUCAGAAGGUUGUGCCAGCACAGAGACAUAAACACUUUGACAGUGGCGUGACGUAGAUACUCAAGGGAACACUUAAGUUCUACAAACGGAGCUGAGGAUGAUGAUGAGCAGUGCUGGCUGGUAGCAAUACAUUUAUUGCUCAGAGGAAAAUGCCGCAUUUAAAACACACAAGCGCUACUUUGAAAAAGAAAAAAAAAAUUCUGCUCCAUCCUAUGCCCAGCUUAUAUGUAGAUCAACUCUGUCAA